CGGCCUGAAAAAAUUAAGGAGCACGAUACCAUAGUGUUAAUAGUUGGGGUAAAAAUCAUAAAUAGCCGUAUAUAAAUAAACCUGUGUCAUAGCUUAUUGAGUUGAGCGUCUGUGAUAUGGGUUUGGUUGUCUAUUUGGACACCAUACUGGUACCCUUGAGUUUCUUCAUCACAGUGGGUUACCAUGCCUACCUUUUGCACUGCAUCAAGACCAAACCCUCUCAUACAACCUUUGGCAUCAACACCUUAAAACGGAGAACCUGGUUUCUGCAGUUAAAAGAUGGAGACGACAAGAAAAGUAUGCUGGCGAUUCAAAGCUUGAGAAACACUCUAAUGGAGACCAUACUCACCGCCACUGUAGCCAUUCUGGUGGUGCUAUCACUGGCGGCGCUACUGAACAACGCGUUCAACGUCAGCGAUCUCUUCGGCAUCCAUCCCAUUUUCGGGUCUCAAUCAAGUAAGAUCUACGCUUUGAAGUACGGAUCGGCGUCACUUUUUCUUUCAGUAAGCGUCUUGUUUGGGUCAAUGGCCAUUGGGUUUCUUAUCGAUGCCAAUUUUAUGGUGAACAAUGUUUCGUCCGAGUUCUCUUCGUCUUUGAAUGUUGCGGACGCAGUAUUUGAGAAGGGCUUUAUUUUGGCGCUUGUCAGUAAUCGGAUGCUUUGCAUUAGCUUUCCUUUCAUGUUAUGGAUGCUUGGUCCUCUGCCUGUUUUGUUGUCUUCUAUGGCUCUUGUGUGGUGUCUUUAUCAGCUUGACUUCGUUGGAAAAUUUACCAACCACAGUAAUAAUAAGCACUCUCUAAAACUAUAAAAAAAAAAUGUCAGUAAGAUGCAUAAAUAUUAUUUAUA
This is a messenger RNA of Humulus lupulus (European hop), 844 nucleotides long. RefSeq lists its product as uncharacterized. The transcript is spliced from 2 exons. NCBI's taxonomy places the organism in Eukaryota, Viridiplantae, Streptophyta, Magnoliopsida, Rosales, Cannabaceae. The coding region runs from base 117 to 806 and encodes 229 amino acids. The record is from RefSeq and is a predicted model, not a curated record.